AUGCUUCGGGUGGUCGGUGUUUUGGGUCUGGUGAUGUUCAGCGUCGCUUUGCUCAUUUUAUCACUCAUCAGUUACGUGUCCAUAAAGAAAGAAUUCAUCUUCACCUCCACGAAUUACGCCAACGCCGGCGGCCCGCGGAUGUACAUGUUUCAUGCGGGGUUCAGGUCCCAGCUGGCAAUGAAAUUUCUGGAUCCAGCGUUCACGUCGCUGAAUGCCGCGCUCAACGAGAAUCUACAAGAGUCCUACAACUGGAAGUUUAACAAGACCGCUUAUUUAGAGCAACGUAAAGAGAUCGCCCAAUACAUUGACGUACCACACAACUUUGCCCUGACCAAGAGCAGCGUACGUGUGGGUCAGUUAAUGCACUAUGACUGCUCGAGUCAUAAAUAUGUCUUAUCCAUUGGUAAGAACCUCAGGUCUUUGCUUCCAGAUUCUUCUCCCAUCCCCAACAAGCACUACAACACCUGUGCUGUCAUAGGGAACAUUGGAAUUCUCACCAGCAGCCGCUGUGGUCCCAAAAUCGACAAGUAUGACUUUGUCUUCCGCUGCAACUUCGCGCCUACCGAGGUCUUCCGUAGAGACGUGGGGCGUCAGACCAACCUUACGACCCUCAACCCCAGCAUUCUGGAGAAAUACUACAACAACCUCCUGACCAUCCAAGACAGGAACAAUUUCUUCUUGAGUUUGAAGAAACUAGAUGGAGCCAUACUUUGGAUUCCUGCGUUUUUCUUCCACAUGUCAGCCACUGUCACACGCACGAUCGUAGACUUCUUCGUAGAGCACAAGGGCCAGCUCAAAGUGCAGUUAGCCUGGCCAGGAAACGUUAUGCAGUAUGUGAACAGGUAUUGGAAAAACAAGCAGUUGUCUCCGAAACGUUUCAGCACCGGCAUACUGAUGUUCACGCUGGCCUCGUCUCUGUGUGAUCAGGUCCAUCUGUACGGCUUCUGGCCCUUCGGCUGGGACCCAAACACGGGGAAAGAGCUGCUGUAUUAUUACUACGACAAGAAAGGCACCAAGUUCACCACCAAGUGGCAAGAGUCGCACCAGCUGCCCACAGAGUUCAAACUGCUCUUCAAAAUACACACGGAAGGCGUCCUGAAACUCAGCCUCUCCCACUGCGCCUAG
Molecule: messenger RNA, 1125 nt
Organism: Myxocyprinus asiaticus (Chinese sucker)
Lineage: Eukaryota; Metazoa; Chordata; Actinopteri; Cypriniformes; Catostomidae
Product: sia-alpha-2,3-Gal-beta-1,4-GlcNAc-R:alpha 2,8-sialyltransferase-like
Exons: 4
Coding region: 1-1125 (374 amino acids)
Biological process (GO): oligosaccharide metabolic process; N-glycan processing
Molecular function (GO): alpha-N-acetylneuraminate alpha-2,8-sialyltransferase activity
Source: RefSeq, a predicted model, not a curated record